This is a messenger RNA of Yamadazyma tenuis ATCC 10573, 2179 nucleotides long. RefSeq names its product rDNA-binding RNA polymerase I transcriptional factor (gene RRN3). The record is from RefSeq and is a predicted model, not a curated record. Lineage: Eukaryota; Fungi; Ascomycota; Pichiomycetes; Serinales; Debaryomycetaceae. Gene Ontology annotation, biological process: transcription initiation at RNA polymerase I promoter. Gene Ontology annotation, molecular function: RNA polymerase I core binding; RNA polymerase I general transcription initiation factor activity. Gene Ontology annotation, cellular component: nucleus.
ACAAGAUACCGAAUAAUAAUACGGAGAUGAUCAUGUCGAUACACGACCCGCUAUCCCGAAAGCGUCCCCUAGAUAAUGCCAAUGAAGAGUCUCCAAAUAAUCUAGAUAAUCAUCAAGGACCAAUGAAUAAAAAGGUUAGAGAAGAUGACUUUAACGACAAAAUGUAUACUAUCUUUGUGAAAACUGCAUUAGAGAAGCUUGAGCAUAACAGAGACACGAAUCAAAUUGAAUCUUUAACUACAAAAAUAAGUCUUCCAAGGGAUAAUUCUGAGUCCAUUACUACUGCCAAUUUUAAGGUGGUAUUGAAGAAUUUGAUUUCAAACGUUUCAAAAUUGGAUAACGAAUCCUGCAACCAGUUAAUACUUCUGAUCAUAGAUUACAAAUGGAUCAAUGUCCAAGAUUCUGAAUUCAAAGAUAUUUAUUCCCAAUUUUUAUUGGUUUUGAUUUCUUCAAUCCCCAAAUAUCUAUUCAAAGUCUUGAAUAAGAUUUGUCUGGAAUUCAAGGACGUAGACAACCACUCCAACCACUUGCAUCACAGUAUUAUGAAGAACAUUGUCAAAUAUAAUCCAACCAUCUUAAACAAGUUUCCAUCCGUUUUCCAACGGAAUUUUCCCCAUUACCUAGCAUCGGACUCUCAAUUAUUGAGUAACUAUAUUUUGAAUUUGGUUAAAGCCUUAGAGUAUUGUGGGGAAUUGCAGUACGAUGUUUGGCUAUUGGUCAUUGAAUGUUGCAUAAAGCUUGACGUCGAAUUGCAAAAUGAUCUAGAUGAUUUGGAUGAUGAAGAAAUCGAUGAGUUGAUCAACGGAGUAGAAGAAAGUGACAAAGGAGGGAAUGGUGAGAAUAAUUCAGAUGAUGACUCAGACUCAGACGCAGACUCAGACGACGAAAAGGAUCCGGAAAUUGACAGUGGUAGUGACAGUGAAGAUGAGAAUAUGGGAGAUGAAGAAUACUUAAUCAACCCAAUGACAACUACAAAGGAUAUUAGAUUGCUAGUCAACAGAUUGGAUUCAAUAAUCCAUUUGCUAUUGAAAUCGGCAUCGGAGUCGUUCAAUGCCGAACAAUUGAACGAUGGUAAUGGUGUUUAUCUCUUCAACACUUUGUCUUCCCUUUUCAGAAGUCAUAUUUUACCCACUCACUUCACCAAACUGAUCCAAUUCCUCUUGUUUCAUAUCACCCAAUACCAGAUGGAAUUGAGUGAUUCAUUUUUGGUUUUAUUGAUUGAUAUAACAUUCAAUCCUAGCCAAAUUUUGGAAACCAGAUUGAAGUCAAUGCAAUACUUAUCUUCAUAUAUUGCCAGAGCCAAGUGUCUUUCCAAGAAUCAAAUUGUCUUUGUGGUUAGUUACUUGGUGGGCUGGCUCAAUAAGUAUAUUGAGGAAAGAGAGUUUGAGAUCAACUUAUCCAAUUCCAAUGACAAAAGCGUUGGGGGAAUGGAAAGAUUUAAAUUAUUCUAUUCUACAUUUCAAGGGUUGUUAUACAUUUUUUGUUUCAGGUACAAGCUUUUGCAAGUGGAGAUCAAAGGUGAUUUUGAAUGGGAAGGGGAAAUUGAUAAGUUUUUUCAAAGGGUUAUCAUCACCAAAUUCAAUCCUUUGAAGUUUAUUGACGAAACUGUAUGUUUCAUUUUUGCCAAUAUUGCAACAAAGUUGAACGUGUGUUAUUGCUAUUCUAUAAUUGAGCAUAACAAAAGAGAAAGAAUGUUGCAUACCAGCACAGACACCAAGGAUAAUAAUCUCAGCCUUCCUGCGAGUAUUGGUAACUUUAAGCAGAAGCAAGAGUUUUUGGAUUUAGAGGGUUAUUUCCCAUUUGACCCGUUGGUUUUACCUUUAAGUAAGAAGCUCAUUACCAGCAAUUACAUAGAAUGGUCAGAGGUGAAUCCAAAUCAGGAUGAAGAAGACGAGGAUAGUGCCAGUGGUAGUAAUCAUCAUACUUCAAGCGAGGAAGAGGAUUUUGAGGAAGAGAAUAAUAAUGACGGUUCGAGUUCUAGUAGCGACGACAAUGAUACAGAUGAAGAAUGACUCAUAUAGCAUUAAAAUAGAUAUACACAUAAUUAUCUACAUCUUUUUGUAGUUUUAACAGAAGAAAGAGGAUGCAAAAAAACAACUUAUGAUCCCACCGGGGAUCGAACCCGGGAUCUUCUCCGUGUGAAGGAGACGUCAUACCGCUAGACCAUGGAACCUUUUCC